AUGGACAGAAUAGUGAUCAAGGAAGGCAGUUCUAGCUCAAGCUCAGAAAGCGAAGAAGAAUCCACAAGUGGGAGUUCUGACGAAGUCUCAAAGAAUGAAGUUUUCUUGCUAGAUUUUCAAGAAUUACCAAUCAAAAAGGAGGAAGAGGAACAAGAAGAAGAAGUUGUAGAAUUUCCUGAUGUUAAGCCUGAAAAACCAAAAUCGGAAGAGUCAAGUAAGAAAAAACUGAAGAAGAAAGCUGUGAACAAGAAGGAGUUAGACCGAAUUGCGAUGGUAUUACCUGACGUUGUCGCUGAUCGCCAAAGAGAACGAGCUUUGCUGAAAAUAGCUACGAAAGGUGUUGUUCAGCUGUUCAAUGCUGUCUCUGAUCGGCAGAAAGAAUUAGAAAAGCAGUUGUCCAACAAAGGAAAUACACUUGACAGAUCGUCAAGAAAGAGGAUUUUAGAACGGCUAGGACCGUCGGAAUUUAAAAAACGGUUGAAUGACAUGGGAAAAAUUAAGGAAGAAACUCCAGUAGACGCUGAAAGUCCUUCGAUAAUGAAUACCAGCACGGUCCCAACCUCUCCUAAAGUACAAUUAGUUGUUCCAAAAGAAGAAGUAGAAAGUGAAGAAGAUUGA
Molecule: messenger RNA, 618 nt
Organism: Enterobius vermicularis (human pinworm)
Lineage: Eukaryota; Metazoa; Nematoda; Chromadorea; Rhabditida; Oxyuridae
Source: the annotation of a GenBank genome assembly